Messenger RNA from Micromonas pusilla CCMP1545, 1903 nucleotides. RefSeq lists its product as uncharacterized. NCBI's taxonomy places the organism in Eukaryota, Viridiplantae, Chlorophyta, Mamiellophyceae, Mamiellales, Mamiellaceae. The record is from RefSeq and is a predicted model, not a curated record.
AUGGGCGAGAAGAAGAGCGCCGCCGCGCACGUGGCCGCGUUGGUGAGCGCGAUCGAGACGAGAAAAUACGACGCGACGCGCACCGUCCCGCGCUCUUGCUCCCACGCGCUCGCGACGCGGUGCAGCGCCAGCGUCAAGAGCGCCGCGCUCAAGAGCCCGGGGACGUACAAGAUGGAGAGGAACAGACGCCAGAAUUGCAUCCGGCGGAGGAUGUCGUGCGGCGACGCGCAGACGAGAUCGUCGAACCCGAACGGAUUCAGGAGGACGCUGACCCAGACCGCGGCGAUGAGGUGCCGCGUGAACGCCGGCGUCGCGUUGAAGCGCUCUUGGAGCUGCGUCGCGAGCGUCAUCGGGGGUGCGCGUACUGUAUGGAUGGGGGUGAACGCCGGCGGCGACGACGCGACGCCGCGCGCGAGGGGUAUCUCGUGCUUCGAAUGGGAUUCCAGUCGCACUCGAUCGAUCAGAUGCUGUCAAUCAUCAUCAAGUUUCGUCUCGCCGCCGCUCCUCGUGAGACCGGGGCGCACGCGGGUGGCACGGCGACGCGCGCGCGAUGCGUCCGCUCGUCGUGGACGCGCUGAACAUCCUGACGUACUUCCUCCCCUUGGACCUUCGAGGGGAGUGCGACCCGUGGGCGAUGAUGCGCGCGAUGAAAGCGCGCGUGGACGCGUUCCUUCGCGCGUGCGAGAACGCCGAGAUCGCCCCGCACUUCGUCAUCGACGCGGGGUGGCAGAGCGACGAAGCGGCGGCGAAGUGGACGAAGCGACGCGAGGCGGAGUCCGCAGACACGAGCGCAGGAUACCCCUCAGCGCGGACACGUUCCUCGCCGACUUUCUCCGCGCGGCGAACGCGCCGGUGUACAUGGUGGACGGGAAAGACGGCGACGACGUCGCCGCGAGGCUCGCGCACGAGCUCGGCCCGGACAGCCUCGUGCUGAGCGCGGACCGCGACAUGUUUCGAUACGAAUCGUUCCUCACGAACGCGCGCGAGAGGGUCAAGGCGGACUUCGCGUACGUCGCGGUGCCCCGGGGGAAGAGUCGCGCGGGCGCGAGCGGCGGCGGCGGCGGCGGCGGGGGGGGCGGACGCGCGUCCGGCGGCGGCGGCGCGUCUUACGCCAUCGCGUUCUACUCCGCGCCGCCGGAGAACCAGGUCGUCAAGCCCGGGUGCGAGCCGCGGGGGUUGUCGGACACGCCAGAGUACGCGCCGGAGGAGUGGCGGCGGCGGCGGUGUAAGAUCAGAGCCGCGCUGGACGCGAUGGAGACGGAAGAGAGGGAGGGCGGCGGCGGCGGCGGCGGCGGCGGCGACGGCGACGGCGUCGGACCGCGACCGCCGCGAGGGUACGUGCGAGGCGCGUGCUCGCCCGAGACGCGGCGGCACGGCAACCUCCACGGCAUCGCGCGCGCGCUUCGCGUCGCGACGUAUCGACGUCUGGGAACCACCGCGAGGGCGGUGUACGAGCGAUAUCCGGAGUGGUGCGCGGAGGCGGACGGCGUGCGGUGGGAGAGCGGUCGCGUGCUCUUGUCCGACGCGGAAUCGGACGACGCGGAAUCGUCGGAGACGUUCGACGCGUUACGCUCCCCGCGCGCGGCGCUGGAGUGGCUGACGAGGAAGGACCCCGCGGUCGCGGCGGGUCGCGGCGGCGACGACACGAUGCGCGGGUUCUCGAGGUACGCGCUCGUCGCGGAGCUGUUCGCCGCGAUCGAUCACGACGCCGACGCCGACGCCGACGCCGACGCCGACGCCGACGCCGACGGGAAAAAAAAUGGCGGCGUGCUCGGAAAGCUUCGAGAGAUGUGCGGCGGUCGACUCGACGCCGCGAACGAGAGCGCGCGCGCCGCGCUCGAGAUGGGCGCGUACGUCGCGAAGCUCGAGCUGAGGUGCGUCGAGCGCGGGUGCGGCGCGGCGU